CCCCACAGGCCACGCCCACCGCUCAACCACGUGACUCUCGGUUCCGGAAGAGGAUGGCGGCGGGUCGGCGCCUGGCGCGCUGCGCGGGGACGCAGCUCCCGUUCCGGCUCGGGCUGCUGGUGAUCUUGGGGGCCGCGAUGGCGCCGGAGCCGGCCGGCGGGGCUGCAUCGGAGCCCGGCUACUGGGAACGCACGGCCAGCAGCGUGGGUGUCGCGACGAUGGGGCGGGACCUGUCGCGACAGAACCAGGAGAACCUGUUUGUCUUCUCCAAGACGAUGUUUAAUGGGACCCAGAUUAGCCUCCAAUUUAUGGAAAGUAGCUGUGCCGACCCGAAUAUGUACCUGGACAUCACCUGGUACCUCCGCAGCUCCCGUUGUCACGACGAGGUCUACAUAGAUGAAAACAAAGCAACCCUCUACCUGAUUAAUCACGAAAAUGAGGCCAGUGAGGCUGGGGAUGGCCGCUAUAUUUGGUACAGGAACAAGAGUCUGUGUGGCAGUGUCCUUGAGCUGCACCUCUCGGAACUCUCAACCCCCAGAAAGCUGAAGUCCUUUUCUAAGGCCAGCCCGGCUAGUUCGCCCCUGUCGGAAGUGAACAAGAGGGAGGCUCUCAAACAGCCAAUGACCAAGAAAGAGGAGAAGGCAAAGGACGAGGGAACUAGCCCAGCAAGGAAGGAUAUGCAAAUGCCAGGCGAGGCCCACGCGGGGAAGUCGUCUUCCUCGCCCGAUGAGAAAGCAGGUGAAGGUGCCGAGAAAAAAGGGAUGUCAAAGAACAGCCACCUAGAGCCGGUGGCAGCCACGACCUGGGAGGACGGGCCCUACGUCUUCAUCCUCAGCAUCAAGAACCUGUCGUCUUCCAAAUGGGAGCUCCAAUUUAACUUGCACAUGAAGCAUCCUGAGUACCAGUACAUCUCUGCCUCGGAGAGGCCCCUGAUGGUGUUCUAUAUGGUGAUGUGUAUCGUGUAUGUGCUGUAUGGGAUCCUGUGGCUGGUCCUACUCGCCUGCUACUGGCGAGACAUUCUGCGCAUUCAGUUCUGGAUCGGCGGCGUCAUCCUCUUGGGAAUGCUGGAGAAGGCCGUCUUCUAUGCCGAGUUCCAGAGCAUCCAGAGCCAGGGGAAGUCGGUUCAAGGGGCGGUGAUAUUUGCCGAGGUCCUGUGUGCCGUGAAGCGGAUGCUGGCCCGGGUGCUGGUCAUCAUUGCUAGUUUGGGAUACGGCAUUGUCAAGCCACGGCUGGGGGCUCUCUUGAAUCGCGUCGUCGGCGUGGGGCUGAUGUACUUGCUCUUCUCCAUCAUCGAGGCAGUCCUGCGGGUGAAAUCUGAGCAAACAAAAGCAUCUGCGCUCAUCUGCGAAAUUUUCCUGGCUUUUGUGGAUUCCUGUAUCGUCUGGUGGAUCCUCAUCAGCCUGGUGCAAACCAUGAAGUUGCUGAAGCUGCGUCGGAACCUGGUGAAGCUGUCCCUCUACCGCCACUUCACCAACACCCUCAUCUUUGCUGUCAUCGCGUCCGUUGCCUUCAUUAUCUGGACCACGAAGACCUUCCGGCUUGCCACGUGCCAGUCGGACUGGCAGGAGCUCUGGAUCGACGAUGCCUUCUGGAGGUUCCUCUUCUCCAUCAUCCUGAUGGUGAUCAUGUUCCUCUGGAGACCCUCCGCCAAUAACCAAAGGUAUGCCUUCAUGCCCUUGGUGGACGAAGGCAGCGAGCCAGAGGAUGAAGAGGAAGAGCCCAUGGUCACCGAGGCCUUUGAAGGGAUGAAGAUGAGAGGUACAAAACCUGAAGCCAAUGGGAUCCUGAAGGGCAGCAGAGUGGAUGAAGACUUGAAAUGGGUUGAAGAAAAUAUUCCCUCUUCAAUGGCUGACGUCGUGCUUCCCCCUUUGCUAGAUUCUGAUGAGGAAAUAGUGACUACCAAAUUUGAAAUGUCCAAAAUGGAAUGAAGUCUGGAUCCUGCCCAGCUGCUGAGACAUGCUCUCUCUCUCGCUUCCUGGUGGAUUUCGAACAGAUGAAGAGUUGUAGAUGGUUGUCUUUUUUUUCUUUUUACACAUGCUUAUAUAUAUAUAUAAUAUAUAUAUAUUUGUAUAUGGUUAAAAGAUUAUUUUAUUACUUUUUUGUGGUUAUCUCACUCUGGAGCUUUUUUGCCCAGCAAAGGACCUUCUGCCUGCCCCACUAGUUGGAGAGUCAGGAGUGCCGAGAUCGCCAGCAACCUCCCGCUGGAGAGGAGGAGUGUGGAACAGUCAGACAGGCGUUGCUCACAGUCUGCUUCUCUCCAAAACUGUAUUUGGAGCAAGUCCUUUCUGACGUGGAAACACGAGGACCAUUUGUAUGGUCAGUUUGUGUCCUUUGCAGUUGACCCUUGAGUACUUGGGUCUGCGGCAUUGCCUUUCUGCUGAUAUUGGGGGGGGGUGCAAAAUAGAGGGGUGGGUGGGGAAUGUGUGUGAAUCCAAAGCCAAAAGGACCAUUAUGUUCAACCUGGCUGCAGGGAGAAAGGUUCCUUCUCCAGUUAACUUAAUUUUGCCAGGGCUUACUAGGGAUUGGUGGCUGGAGACGACAGUUUGCAUAUAUCUGCAUAAGUGGUCACUGAGUGGCACUUUGGAUAGGAGGAGGAAAAGAAGGGUAAUGUUUUGCGCUUAGGGUCUGUGUGGAAGUGUCCCGUCUAAGGGCCAGUGUACCACCAUCCUUUGAUGGUGCCCUUAGGAGGAGAGGGGGUAAAUGUCUUCUUGCACAGCAGUUUUUGCAGAUAAGAGGAUGGGGUAUGCCCAACUCCGUACUGAAGGCAAUGUAGAAAGGGAAACGGGUCAGAAGGGCAGGCCCUUAUUGCCAAAGAAAGCACAGUGGCUGAAUUAUGGGAGUUGCCUGCUCACUUGGCUCUGGAAUUAAGUUUCCUACAGCAGGUGGCUGUGCUGUUCCACAGAAAACUGUUUCCUGAAAUUCUGAAUUAAAAGAACAAUACACACUUUUAUUACUAUUCAGCAUAAGGGGAGCUGCUGUGGAAACUCAACCGAGGGUGGUGGCAAUGGGGGCGGCCCGUCUCUGUGAGCAAACGGCACUUCAUGUGCAACCUCCAGAUGGCAGGAGUCGGUUCUUGUUUUCCAAACUGCUGGAUUAUUGACUGUCUGUGCACUGGGCCGGGUAUACGCCAGUGACCUCAGGAGCUCCAUAAACUUCCAGGGCACAGAGGACAUUCCUUCCUUCUACUUUGAGUAGCAGUAGUCUAGAUGGCAACCCUCAUUCCCCUCCGUGCUUGAGCCACAGCACGGUCACUGUCCCCUCAAUUCUCACCCAC
Molecule: messenger RNA, 3274 nt
Organism: Rhineura floridana
Lineage: Eukaryota; Metazoa; Chordata; Lepidosauria; Squamata; Rhineuridae
Product: transmembrane protein 87A-like
Exons: 20
Coding region: 54-1928 (624 amino acids)
Biological process (GO): retrograde transport, endosome to Golgi
Cellular component (GO): membrane; Golgi apparatus
Source: RefSeq, a predicted model, not a curated record